This is a messenger RNA of Blepharisma stoltei, 955 nucleotides long. NCBI's taxonomy places the organism in Eukaryota, Ciliophora, Heterotrichea, Heterotrichida, Blepharismidae. The record is from the annotation of a GenBank genome assembly.
AUGGUAUUAAUUCGAGCGUGGAUUGCUUACAAUAAACUUCUCGAAUCCCAACCAUUUAAAACCCAGCUCAUGACUGCUGUUUUCAUGGGCUGGGUUGGAGAUGGCAUUGCUCAGGUUUUUGUCGAAAAGCACCCUUUUAGCAUUAGGAGAUCACUUGUAGUGAAUACAUAUGGGGUUUUUGAAACUAUUCAGUUUUCAUUCAAUAAUUCGUAUAUUCCUAAUUGUAGACAUUCUGGCUGUUAUUUUAAUUCUAAAUAAUAACAACAGUUAGUGAUUAUAUUCAUUCCAAAUAGGCAUAAAUAAUUUUGUAUUAGCUCUGGUAAAAUGGAUAGUAUUCAAAGGGAAAUGCAUAUAAUAGAAGGAUAUUACUGGCUUCAUCUAUUAGACAGAAUCGUAGGACACCAGCUGACUGCCCCUAAAGCUUUGAUAAAAACAGGUCUGGAUAUGUUUUUAUUCGGACCUUUUGAAAUUGCAAUGUUUAUGACUUGAACCAACGUUUUUGAGAGAUCUGACACUUCACUUGAAAAGAAGCUGCAGGAAGACUUCAUGCCUGUAUUUAUUGGUGGAUCUUUAUAUUGGUUUCCAGCAUCUUUUAUCUGUUUUUAUUUGGUAUCCAUGAAGAGCUAUAUGUAUUUUCCUCAGGGACAUUAUUUUUUGCAACCAUUCCUGGGAUGUUUAGUCGAAAUAUUUUUUUCAUGACAUUGGUCAAAAAAUGAUGGCUUUAGCCAAGCAAAUGUGUGACGAAUGAAAAUUUGACGAAUUCCCGAAAAAUGCCUAUAGUGAAAAAAUAACCACCAAAUGGCGUGCUACAUCUAUGAAAUACCGGCUGAUAUUUAGCUCAAUUUUUUGUAUCAUAUCAGACACUUUUAUGUCAUAUGCGACACAUAAUAGCAUAUCAUUUUACAAAGAUUUGCUUGUAGAGAAGGUAUAUAAAUUUUUGAGGUUAAAAGAGUAA